AUGGCAUCGAGACAAGAAGAAGUAGAAGAAGGACCUAGUUAGUGGUCCUAUCGGAGCCUCUCUUCCAAAAGCGCAUUUUCAGAACGGAGCUCUCAAAGUGCGGGCGACGUGUCGCCGUCUCCGUCACUGCAAGGAACGACGGCCACAAAGACGGGAACGACGACGAUCUCGGAGCAGCCGGCCGACGAGCGCGAGGGCUUCGGCAACAAGGCCGAGUUCGUGCUGACGUGCCUCGGAUUGGCCGUGGGACUCGGAAACAUCUGGCGCUUCCCGACGAGGGCCUACGAGAACGGAGGCUCGGCCUUCCUGAUUCCCUAUCUGACGUGCGCGUUCCUCUUCGGAUUCCCGUCGCUUUACUUUGAAUUCCUACUCGGACAGUACCAGGGAAAGUCGCCGCCGAUCGUGUUCCGGCGAGUGAUGCCCAUUCUCGAAGGCGUCGGAUGGAUGGGACCGAUCGUGGCGGCGCUCGUCGCCAUUUACUACAUCCUACUCAUAGCCUGGAUCAGCAUCUACAUCCUCAAUAUCUUCCGCGGCCACUUCAACGUCUGGAACAAGUGCGACAACGAAUGGAAUCUCGUCUCCACGUGCAUAGAUCUGCUGAGCCAAAAGAAGUGUCGCGUGGCGAAUCCGCCCGGCUGGAAUGGAACGAAUGUGACGAUCCCUGAGAAGCUGUACUACAUGGAGGGCACGUGCAAGGACGCCGCCAACUACGCGAACGUCUCCCUUGUGAGUGCGACCGAGCAGUACUUCAUGCGCUACAUCAUCAAUCCCUCCACGAGCCUUCUCGACUUCGAUUCGAUUAACUGGCCGGUUCUGGGCGCGAUGACGGCCUGUUGGCUGCUCACGGGACUCGGAAUUGUGAAGGGAGCCAAGAUCAUAGGCAAGAUCUCUUACGUUUCCGUCAUUCUCCCCUACAUCAUUGUCGUCGUGCUCUUCAUCCGUGGAGUCACUCUAGAAGGUGAGUUCCUUUUUCCCUAAACUUCCACCUCUCACAAUUGUGUCUUUCAGGCGCUUCCCAAGGUCUCUACUACUACUUCGGAAAGCCCGACUACGCUAAGCUUCUGCACACGAAAACCUGGACGGAGGCCCUGAAACAGCUGUGCUUCUCGCUCUCCGUCGGCCACGGAGGUCUCAUGACUCUCUCCUCGUACAGCAAAAAGAACAAUAACGUGUUCCGUGACGCGCUGAUCGUCAUCAUCGGAGACACGAUGAUGUCGUUGGUCGGAGGUGCCGCCGUCUUCUCGACGCUCGGAUUCCUGGCCACGCAGAGAGGAGUGACGGUGCCGGAAGUCGUCAAAAGUGGGCUGUCCCUCGCGUUCGUCGUCUACCCGGAGGCAAUGACCCAAAUGCCGUUGCCGUGGCUCUGGAGUUUUCUCUUCUUCUUCAUGCUCUUUUUGCUCGGCGCCAGCACGGAAAUCGCUCUCGUCGAGGUCUUCUGCUCGUGUCUCUACGAUCAAAACAAGAGUUUGCGAAACAAGAAGUGGCUCGUCGUCAUGAUAUGGUGCCUUGUUCUCUACGCAGUCGGAUUCGUCUUCUCCACCGGAGUAAAUAAGACCAGACGCUCUUUCUCUUUCACUGUUCUUUGUUUCAGGCCGGAAUGUACUGGUUUGAGUUGUUCGACGAGUACGCCGCCGGCUUCUCCUCGGUGUGCACCAUGUUCUGCGAGCUCAUCGUAGUUAUGUGGAUCUAUGGAUGGCGGAACUUACGCGAAGACAUCACAGAAGUGCUCGGUAAUGCGAAGAACAGAUGCACAAAGGCGAUCGGACCACACUCUCCUUACCUGAUGGUCAACUGGAUGUUCAUCUCUCCGCUGAUUGCCACGGUGAGUACGGUAGAGUGCACUUCACAUUUUACACGUUCCGUCUCCAGGUGCUCGUUGCGCUCUCGUUCAUCCGAUCCUAUCCGUACGAGGGAAAACCCGAUGUGUACCCGCCGUUGUUCGAUGUUUUCGGCUGGUUCGUCUCGUUCAUCCCCGUUCUCAUGAUUCCUCUUUUCGCCGGUCUCAACUACUACAAGUCCCGCAAACAUGGACACGUGAGGCUACCGUACCCCUUUGACCAUAUUUUCACUGUUCUAUUUCAGACCGUCAAAUCGCUGAUGAUGCUUCAAAAACAGCACGUCUCGUAUCCUCGAAUCUCACAGAACUUUGAUGAAGAUCAGAAGGCGCUUCAAGACCAACUUCCCGAAUUGGAACCGUGGGACGAGGAGCCAGAAUCGGAGAGCGAACCGACCCGGAAGGUGGCCAGCGGAGACGUGGCGAUAAUUGACGUGAGCUCAUCGGAAAAUCAAAUUUAUUAA
This is a messenger RNA of Caenorhabditis sp. 36 PRJEB53466, 2298 nucleotides long. NCBI's taxonomy places the organism in Eukaryota, Metazoa, Nematoda, Chromadorea, Rhabditida, Rhabditidae. The record is from the annotation of a GenBank genome assembly.